Molecule: messenger RNA, 1079 nt
Organism: Rubroshorea leprosula
Lineage: Eukaryota; Viridiplantae; Streptophyta; Magnoliopsida; Malvales; Dipterocarpaceae
Source: the annotation of a GenBank genome assembly
ACGUGCUUAUCACUCAAGCACCAACCCUAUAUUAAUCCGUUGGCACAAUGUCAACGUCAGUAAUGGGUGGAGUUGGCGAAAGGAAACAACAGCUAAAGAAGCCAACGCAGGGUAGCUCAAGGAAAGGGUGCAUGAGAGGUAAGGGGGGUCCUGAGAAUGGUCUUUGCACCUACAAAGGUGUCCGCCAGAGAACUUGGGGUAAAUGGGUGGCUGAGAUCCGUGAACCCAAUCGUGGUGCACGUCUCUGGCUCGGGACUUUUGACACCUCUCAUGAAGCUGCAAUGGCUUAUGAUGCUGCUGCUCGUAAGCUCUAUGGAUCAGAUGCCAAGUUGAAUUUGCCAGAUCAACCCUCUUCAGCCUGCACCCAGGUUGCACCCACAAGGAUCCAAUCUCCGAACCUGAAUAACCCAGGUACAACAUGUUCAUCAAAUACCCUGAUUACGAGGGCUGGUGAUGUUACCCCAAUCUAUAAUAACUCAAACAUCUCCUUCCCAAACAACAUCAAUUGUCCUUGGAAUCUGACUAUGGGCAAUAUACAAAUCAGCCAGACUGAAGAGGGAAUUGAAGGGCCGUGGGAGAACAUGAAUUGGGAGAGUAUGAAUGCGAACAUGCCAGUGCUAGACGAGUCUAUAUGGGCAGAGACAGCCAUGUCUCUCGAUCUUCCAUUGAUGGAAGAAGAACCAGGCUUUUCCACAAGCAGCCGCAUGGACACAAAUGGGUGGGAGUCUCCCUGGCGCGUGUAGAGGACGAGAAGCAGGAGGAAGAAACGAGUGACAUAAGCAUGUGUGCAUUAGGAUGCGCAAAUGGGGUUACCAGUGCUAAAAUUAAGGAUAUUAAAUCAAGUUCAGGUGAGUAAAGACGGCCACGAAAACCACACGGUUCUAUUGUGGGGUUUGUCGUGGAACUUUAAUGUACGCGUGUAAAAAGAAAAUGAAGUUUUGCAUUGCCGUGCUUAUAUGUCAAUGGUAUCCUAAGAUGUUUCUAUCGCCAUGUGUAACAGACACAUACAUGGUUCCAUAUAUGGCUUUGUUAUGAUGUGAGAAAUAAGAAGUCCCUGUUUAUAAAUUCUGAUUUUGGAG